UGUAAUAUUUACGCGCGCAAACUUCACGGUGAAGAUGCAGUCUAUUAGUUCAGAUAAAGAAGAUAUGGAAGAAGCUGAAAUGGAUCUUCCAGUGUCGUGUAGUUUUACUGAUCAAGCUAAGCAACGUGAAAUCCACCAGAGAAAAAUUAAUAAGACUAUUAUUGAAAAUCGCAUAAAAACCAAAGCACUCCGCAGAGCUAAACGUAAUGUAAGCAAACAAACAGACGGCUGCCAGUCUAGUGAAAUAGCUUGCCAAGAAAUCCAAUAUAUACCGCUGAAGGAUAAGGAAAAGUCAAAUGAAAAGGACUAUCUAGAAGAAGAAUUUAACUGUCCGGGAUAUUUUAACACAUCAGAUCAUCUUCAAUUUGGUGAAGACAAUGGUGAUCAACCUCCCAUACAAAAUAAAUCUCAAUCCUUGGACAUAUCAGCCAGCUCUUCACCGAACGAGAAUGAACUACUAUACGGCAACGAGUCCGAUGAAGGGUAUGAUGGCAGUGAAGAGCACGAUAAGAAUAAAUCAAAGACAAUACUUUUUGACAAUAUUGAUUCUUUUACAAUUAACACCUUGAAAUCCAAGGGAUCUGAUUUUGAAACACGAAAUCACAAGUCAUGGAAAAAAAUAAACAGGUUGAAUGGGAUUCAUGUUCGAAUACUGGAUAGCGCAAAUAUUGAAAACACGGCUCGUCAAAGAUGUGACAGUUUUCGAAAAAACCAAUUGUAUUCCUCUUCGUAUUCCGGGAGGUAUGGAGACGUUAAGCGAGUCACACCAAGCUUACUGAGAAACUUAUCAAGAAAGAAGAAAGCUAGAGCUGGAAUGCGUUAACUAUUUGACUAGAAAUCCUGUAAAUAUGAUUUUUCUUUGUUCUGUCAUUAAUAUGGUAAUCGCUCAAUGACGCUAUUCGAUCUACUGCUUGUUUUUAGAGUAAACUGUGUUUAUGUAAUAUAAAGCGCGGUGAUACUUAUAUUUGAAUUAUUGCAGUAAACAUCUCACUUUCUGAAAA
Messenger RNA from Schistosoma intercalatum, 1001 nucleotides. The record is from the annotation of a GenBank genome assembly. Lineage: Eukaryota; Metazoa; Platyhelminthes; Trematoda; Strigeidida; Schistosomatidae.